Achroia grisella is the source of this 1922-nucleotide messenger RNA. RefSeq names its product mucin-5AC-like. Gene Ontology annotation, biological process: mitochondrial electron transport, NADH to ubiquinone. The record is from RefSeq and is a predicted model, not a curated record. NCBI's taxonomy places the organism in Eukaryota, Metazoa, Arthropoda, Insecta, Lepidoptera, Pyralidae. The coding region runs from base 225 to 1442 and encodes 405 amino acids. The transcript is spliced from 7 exons.
UUGCGUCACGCACUAUCACAUUGCUGAAGUGCUACUAUAAUGCUUUUUCAUAUAUAACUGCAAUGUACAGAUUUCUUGUUAUACGUAUGGCUGAGUAUGUUCUUACUGCCAGUUACUACUGGCAUACAAAAUAAGAUUAAAUAGAUAAGUGAUGUCAAAGGAAUGUGAUGUCUCAUUGUUAUGAAUACUUCCAAUAAGUAAAUUUUAUUAAUUGUAAAUAAAUAAUGGUAAUAACAAAUGAAGUGAAGUUGCCGGAAUUCUGUGCUCUAAAUGUGCCUGAAGUGAACCUAUCGACAACGACUCUGAUGAGUGCUGCCCCGUAUCUCGGCAAAGCAUGUGAAUCCAUUAACAACGAGUUCAUGUUAUGUCGUCAGGAGCUUAAUGAUCCACGGCAUUGUAUAGAGCUGGCCGAGGGUCAGUCACUAGCGUGCCCGGCGGUGCGCACCAGUAGCGGAUGGCUGGACUUAUUUCCGUUACCUUGCAAGAAACACGCUGAAUGCAAGGUAAUGGGGUCACUGUUCCUGUGCUGCAAAGGAUUCUGCACGAAAGGCAUCCAGAAAGCCGCUCAGCAACGACUGAACACGCAAGCCCAGAGUAGCACCAUACAGGCAACUAGCACAAGUACAAGUACAUCCAGCACCACCACCACAACUACCACCACAACCACAACUACAACUCCGAGUACCACCAGCUCAACCACCACGACCACUACUACCCCGAGACCGCCGCCGCCUCCGCCAGCGUUGGAGGCCCCGCGACCAUUCCUACAACUUUUGCCGAUUCAGUCUACUGCGGCCAACACUCCGAGGGCUAAUGCUGCGUCUAAGACAGGAAAGACGCAGAAACUGGUGUGUCCGAAGUCGGCUCCCGUGGUACUGUUCCCGAUACCAUGUGAGAACAAUGCGCAGUGUCGAGCUAGCAGCGGCCCUGGCCAAGUGUGCUGCGAGGGUCGCUGCGUAAAUGGAGUACCGGCACCGAGACCCGUCACGGCGCCCAAGCCGCAUCAACCAUUACUAGGUGUGAUACCCCGAGAAUGUCCAAGUGCACCGCUUGGGGAGUUGCUAUUUGAAGUGCAGUCGUGUAAAACCGAUGCAGAUUGCUGGCCACGCAUCUGUUGUCCCGAUGGGAACCGCUCCUACUGCCGCACGGCUAAAGCCAGGCUGGACCUCGUACCCGUAGCCCGGCAAAUUGACGCGCCGGUAAGAAUGAUAGAGCAGUAUCUGCAAUGUACAGCACCACCGCAAUAUGACUUGUUCCCUAAGCCAUGCAGCUCUAGUGUAGACUGCUUCCCAAGCUUGUGUUGUGCUGAGGGCGGUAAAAAGCACUGUCGACCGCCACAACGCAGUCUACUAUCUCUUCUUGCUGGCGUUACACAGACAAUUGGAUCUACGUUGGGUAAUCUGCGACAGUCACAGGGACAAGCAAAUAAAAAUAAAGUUUAAUAUUUAUUUUUUAAUUAUUGCAUUUAGUAAAUAUUAUUAAUAUAAUUUGUCGUCUAUUUCUAACAUGAAUAUUAAAACGGUAAACAAAGUAUUUUUAUACUAAAAGUAGGUAUCGGCAGUUUGAUCGAUAGAUUGUCCUACAAAAGUGCGCAAAUUCACACGAUAUUUGUUCUUAUUGAACGAUAGUAUUGAACCUAGUCUAAAAUUGUUACUGAAUUCACGCAGAUACAUAAUUAAAAAACAUAUAUACGGUUGUUUUACUGGUUGUCCAUAGCCUCCUGUAAAUAUUGGCAUUUGUAAAUAGUUACGAUCAAUGAACUAUUGCUGCAUGUCAUCUACUCAGCAUUGGAAAGAUCGGCAAUCGCGAAUUUAUUUGAUUGUGGGCUAAUGACUGCUGCAACAUGCUCUUUGACCCUAUAAGGUAUUCAACGUUUUGUUUGGCCAUUAUAAGAUCUGCCGCAAUCUUCUGCCUGGGUACCU